AUGAAAGUUUAUUUGUACCUCCUCAGAGCUUUAUUCUCGGGCAAGAAGAUGGGCAGCCACGCAGGCGAACAUAAAUUAGGAGGUGGAUUUGUCUCAAUACCCUGUUUACCACCGCAUUUAGUCGCUAAAAUGGAGAGCAUACUUCUUGUUAUCAUUUGUUAUGCAAAAGAUUUGAAGACGUUCGGUAACGAAAAAAUUUUCAGAAAAGCCAUUGAUGAUUUCCAUUCUUUGUCAACAAAGGGCAUAAAAUUAAAUAUUGAUGAUCAAGAAAUAACAGUAUACUUUGAAUGUGUUUUAAUUUUAGGGGACAAACUUGGACUCAAUACAAUUUGUGGAUUUUAUCAAAACUUUUCAAAAUCAAAGUACUAUUGCAGAAUUUGUACUGCUUCUCAAGAGCAAUGUAAAACAUUGACUACAGAAAAUAAAAAUCUACUUAGAACAUUAAAGUCAAAUGAGGCAGACAUUUUAAUUGAUCCUUCGUUAUACGGGAUUAAGGAAUAUUGUAUUUUUAAUAGAAUACCAAAAUUUCACAUUAGCAAAAAUGUUACUGUGGACGCCAUGCAUGAUGUUCCUGAAGGAGUAGCAGUGUAUUCAACGGGCAAAGUAUUAGAAUCAUUAAUAGAUAAAAAAAUAAUAACUUUGGAAGAACUAAACCGUAGAAUUGAAACUUUUCCCUACAAUGACGUCGAAAAAUCGAAUAAACCGAUGCCCUUAUUUUACACACAGGGGAAAAAAUGUAAAAAAUUAAAAAUAAAACAAUCUGCAUCAGAAAUGCUUUGCCUGGUGAGAUACUUGGGACUUAUGAUAGGAGACUUAAUACCUGCAGGAAACGAAAACUGGAAAUUGUACCAAUAUAUUAGAAGGGCGAUAGGAAUUAUAACUUCCCCGAAAUUAAAUAUAAGUGAAAUUGCAGAAUUGAAAAAAUUAAUUUCGAAACACAAUGCAUUGUACAUUACUUUAUACGGUCCACUAAAACCGAAAAUGCACAUCUGGACCCAUUAUCCUACAGUGACUAUCAGAAAUGGUCCAGUUUGUCACUUUUCCUCGCUUAUGUUUGAACGUAAAAAUAGAAAAUUAAAGGAGAUAGCUGUUGGCACGUCAUCCAACAUAAACUUACCAUUGACCAUUGGUAUUCGACACCAGUUACAACUGUGUUAUACCAAAGAAUUUUGCACUAACGCAAAAAGCGACAUCACAUAUGGACCAAUUGACAACAAAAAUGCUCAGGAUGAAUUCUUAAAGCUGAUUCCAAAUAUUAAUAAGCAAUUGGAUGUUAAAACCUUUAAACACAUUGAAAUUUUACACCAUAAAUUUUCGGAGGGAACAAUUCUUAUUACACGAAUAGACGACAAAGGGCCUCAUUUUGAUCGAAGAAUAUAA
Molecule: messenger RNA, 1380 nt
Organism: Leptopilina boulardi
Lineage: Eukaryota; Metazoa; Arthropoda; Insecta; Hymenoptera; Figitidae
Exons: 3
Coding region: 1-1380 (459 amino acids)
Source: RefSeq, a predicted model, not a curated record